This is a messenger RNA of Aspergillus homomorphus CBS 101889, 1445 nucleotides long. RefSeq names its product mRNA splicing protein PRP18. The record is from RefSeq and is a predicted model, not a curated record. Gene Ontology annotation, cellular component: U4/U6 x U5 tri-snRNP complex; U5 snRNP; U2-type post-spliceosomal complex. The transcript is spliced from 2 exons. The coding region runs from base 98 to 1225 and encodes 375 amino acids. Gene Ontology annotation, biological process: RNA splicing; generation of catalytic spliceosome for second transesterification step. NCBI's taxonomy places the organism in Eukaryota, Fungi, Ascomycota, Eurotiomycetes, Eurotiales, Aspergillaceae.
CACCCACCUAAUCUUAUCGAUCCUCAUCCCAUCCACCAACUAACUAACACAACAACAACAAAUCCACAUGCCCUAAACCACCGCAAGCACCGCAAAAAUGGACUUCGCCUCCUUAAUGUCUAAAGAAAUCUCCAAAGCCAAAGGCUCGACCCCUCCCACUGUCACCUCAGACACAAAAAAAUACACCCGCCGCGCCGACCUCGAAGCCGCCCGCAUCGCCGCCUACAACGACGAACAAGCCCGCCUAGCCGCCGAGCGCGAGGCACGCCAGGCCCAAAAGCGCAAGCUGGAGGACGAGGAAGCGACGCGGCGGCGCGAGCGAGAAGACAAGAAGCGCCGGCUGGCGGAGGAGUCGCGGCGGCGGCGGGAGGAGGAGGACGCGGCGCGGGAGCGCGAGCGCAGGAGGCGGUUGGGGUUGCCGGAUCCUGAUCCUGCCUCUGUUUCUACUCCUGGGAGCGGGGAUGAUAAUGAUGAGACUGAGGGAGUGGAAGGAGAGGAGGGUUUGACGGCGGAAGAGCUGACGACCAAGCUGCGCGCGCUGGGCGAGCCUAUCCUCCUCUUUGGCGAGACGCAUAAGGCGCGCGUGCGGCGGUAUCGACGGCUGCAAUUGGGACAGCAGCAGGCGGUAGCAACAACGCAGAAAGAGAAGUGGUCGGAGGGCCCGAUCCCCACGACGCUCGAGCUCGUGCCUGAGGUCGAUAUGAAGAUCCCCGCUACAGUACCCAAGGAUGAGGCUGGCCGCAUGUUCCUGUUUCGCCAGCUGGCGUCGUAUUUCAAUAUGGUGCUCUCGGAGUGGGAGGCUGCGCUCGCGAACCGCGAUGUCUCUGUUAAGCAGAGCUUGCAGGGUCGGCAGGCGUACAAUGCCAUGGUGCAGUCCCGGGAGAAUAUGAAGCCGCUGUUUCGCAAGUUCGAGAAGAAGGGCGAUAUCGAUGCCGGCGUGCUGGAGCAUAUCGUUGAGAUCGUGCACAAGGCUCAGCUGCGGCGCUAUGUCGAUGCUAAUGAUGCGUACUUGCGGCUGAGUAUUGGGAAAGCUGCUUGGCCCAUCGGUGUCACCAUGGUCGGUAUCCACGAGCGUUCGGCCCGCGAGAAGCUGCACCAGGGUGACCAGCAAGCUCACAUCCUCAGUGACGAGAGCACCCGCAAGUAUCUGCAGAGCAUCAAGCGGUGUCUCAGCUUUGCGCAGACACGUUGGCCGCCCGACGACCAGCUGCAGAUCAUGGGUUAGUUGGGGCCGAUGAAUUGAUGUAGAUAAAUGAUAUCCUAGUGCCAUUUUUGCCAAGCCAGUCAAUUGCUUUCUAUAUGCCUCUGGCUAUUCAAGUUCGAGUUUUUACCACCUGCACUACAGCAUAGCCAGAAGCAUGGCAUUACUCGUCGUGCACAGACAUAAAGCCCGAUCAGACGGUCUAGUUCUCGGGUGCCUUUUACAGUGUUGCUUUGACAUGGCC